Messenger RNA from Pogonomyrmex barbatus (red harvester ant), 2204 nucleotides. Its product is annotated as nucleolar protein 9. Lineage: Eukaryota; Metazoa; Arthropoda; Insecta; Hymenoptera; Formicidae. Gene Ontology annotation, cellular component: 90S preribosome; preribosome, small subunit precursor; nucleolus. Gene Ontology annotation, biological process: endonucleolytic cleavage in 5'-ETS of tricistronic rRNA transcript (SSU-rRNA, 5.8S rRNA, LSU-rRNA); endonucleolytic cleavage to generate mature 5'-end of SSU-rRNA from (SSU-rRNA, 5.8S rRNA, LSU-rRNA); endonucleolytic cleavage in ITS1 to separate SSU-rRNA from 5.8S rRNA and LSU-rRNA from tricistronic rRNA transcript (SSU-rRNA, 5.8S rRNA, LSU-rRNA). The record is from RefSeq and is a predicted model, not a curated record. Gene Ontology annotation, molecular function: RNA binding.
GGUCAUGAAAAGCAAAUCAAGUUAAGCAUGUAUCCACGUGUGCCGUAUUCAUGUAGUGCGUUUCUAUAUGUAAUCUUUUAUUAAUUUGUCGUUUUAUUAUUCUGCAAUUUGUAAUUACAUAAACAGUAGCAUACAACAAUAAAGGCAGGUAGGUAAAGAGAGAUUGAUCGAAGUGAACAGCAUGGCGGGAGAACACGAGAUUAACACGAAGAAACGGAAAAAAAAGCGUUCUCAUAUGCAGAUGGCCAAGAAAUUUGCUCGUCGGAGAAAUUUCGACAAUGGACUGGACCAGAAUACCUAUCAGUAUAUGAUUCGCAUUCUUGAUUUAAUACGCAAUGAUCUGUCUUCGUCCGAGGAGAAGAGGAUGCUUGUGCAGAACGUCUAUGAUGAGAUAGCAGGUCGCGAGGUCGAAUGUGCAUGUAACCAAAUUGGAUCUCGUGUGAUAGAAUCUUUGCUGAAGUAUGCCAGUUUGGAGGCUAUUCAGAAGCUGACCCAGGCAUUCGAAUCCUCUCUAAGAAAGUUAAGCUGUGAUGCAUUUGCUAGUCACAUUUUGCAGAAAAUAAUAAUUAUCUGUGCUGACAGAGGCAACAAAGAUCCUACAUUAAAUGCAAAGAAUACUGAUAAGACAAGCCCAAAAUCGGAAAAUGUUAUUGUAGAAGUUAAACCAUCUGAAGUACAAUCGUAUAACGAUAUUGUUCUGAAGCUGAGUAGAUACUUUCUCAAUAAUAUAGAAGAGUUUGUAUUUGACCGUUAUGCUAAUUACGUAUUACGGACAGUUAUAGAAUGUCUGGGAGGAUUGAUUGAGUAUUCUGAUGAGAAUAACAAAAAAUCUACUGUACCGGAUUUCACAAAAAGGCGUCCUGUAAUACAAGCUUACAAAGACUUGUUGAUGCAAAGUUGCGAUCGAUUACAAAAAUGGCCAAAAUUCUGCGAGUUUGGUCAGGAUCAAAUUACUUCUAAUAUGGUGCAAUGUGUCUUGUUCUCGUUGAAAGAUAUUGAUCCAAAUUUAAUAAAAACUAUUAUCAAGAAGAUUACAACAGAAUGUUUUAAAACAAAAGAAAACGAAACACUACCAAAUAUAUUUAAUUCAGAAUAUUCUGUUAGGAUUCUGGAGGCUUGUUUAAUAGUAGCACAGCCAAAAACCUUUAAGAAAUUAUAUAAAACUUUUUUUGCUGAAAAUAUGGAAUCUUUGUGUUUGGCACAAAAUUCCAACUUUAGCGUGCAAAAAUUAUUAGAUUAUUGUAUUACUAAGGAGAUCUUUGAAGAAAUAUUCAACAAGGUCUCCGAACACUUCUCAAAAAUAUUCAAGCGAGGUUUUACUGGAAUAUUAGUCAGCACUGGAAAUGCAUGCUUGAGAUUGCAGACAAAUCAAGGUCCAUUUGUCAAUGCAAUGAUCAAACUGCUAAAAUGUGACGUAUCCACGGAGAAUCAAACGCAACUUGUACGGUGUAUAAUGACAUUAAAGAAUCCAUUUCAACUGGAGAUCGAAUCUGAUAGUCCACAACCAUCUAUUCACUUACAUGGGAGUUUGAUCGUACAAGCCAUAUUAAAAUUCAACAAACCCAUUAAAAUUGUAAACUCCUUAUUAGAGAUGAGUAACGAGGAGUUGCUACGAGUAUUCAAUGAUCCAAAAGGCAGCCGAAUUCUGGAUGCUUUUAUGGAUAGCAAAUACAUCGGUGAAAAAAGCAGGGAGAAAUUAUGCAAAAAGUUGCAUGGUACUUGGGCAGAAUUAGCUAAGAAUACGUACGGAUCUAGAUGCUUGGAUAAGAUGUGGACGUGGGCACGCAUGAAUCAAAAAGUUCUUAUUAUGGAAGAAUUAGCCGCGGACGGACAAUCUUUAGGAUCCACGAAAUCGGGCAAGAUCAUUUCCAUGAAGUUGAAUGUCCCCUUGUUCGCGAAAGAUAAGAAAGAGUGGUCGCAAUUGCAAGGAAAAGACCAGAAAAUUAAAGCAAUGUUUGCAAAUAUGAUUGAAAAAACUCCGAAAAAAGAGAAUCUGUAAAAAAUAUAUGCCACAAUACGACAAAAUUUACAUAUUUGUUAUAUGUGUACCAUACAAAUCAUAUUGUUUCUUACAAAAUAUUGUAUCUUUUAUAUUUUAUUAUAAAAUAAUUAAAUCUGUACGAUUUAAAUUCAUUUUAUCUGACUUUAAUAUUCGUUUUGCCUCUAAUGUAAUUUAUAGGAUGUAAUAAAAACAAGUCUACUGA